ACGUGGCGCCCAAUGCCCUGUUCGUCCCGAACGGCUUAGGCCAGGAAGGGAAGGAAACUUCUGUGUCCAGCUGUGCCCACCGGGAGCAAUUCAGGAGAGGCCGGGCAGCAAACCCGAGGGAAAAGGGCAUUCGGUGCCUGACGCUGUAGGACAAUGACGGGAAAGCACCGGCUUUAGGAAGAACCUCUCCUCUCACUGAUCCCGACUGUUCCUAGCAGGUUUUCCACCAAAGUUGUAAUUCACAAGAAUGUGGCUGAAUCUGAUGCUGUCCUGGAUCUUCUCACUUGGCAUCUCCAGGUCAGGAGCGAACAGCCUGAGGCCUGGCCCUGGCAGCAGAGUCCCUACUCCGCAGCCCAGCUGUGGCAUGCUAAGCCUGCACCCCACAGUGGCCUGCCUCGGCACCCCAUUGAUGGCCUCCUGCACCCUUGACCCCAGCUGCCUGCAGAUCGGCCAUGCCCGCCCGGGCGAUAUUGUCUGGAGACUGAACGGAGAGACAAGGCAGCUACCGCUGAACCAGAGCAUCGUGGGAAACGGCACAGUCACCGUGGUCUCCGUUCUCCAGGCAGAGCGGUCCCGUGGAGAGCUGAGCUGUUACCUGCCUCACCGGAGCAGUCUGCACCUGCUGGGUCUGGCCGAGUACCAGGCUGGAGUCCCGCCAGCAGAGCUGCAGGUGGAACAUUGCGUCAGCUUCUGGGGGGGGAACAUCACCUGCUACUGGGACCCUGGGCCGGAGACCUACCUUCCCACCACAUACACCCUCCACGUCACUGAAGAAGCAGGGCGCUGCCUGUGGAAGUUCAGAGACGCCGGGACGUGCGUCUCCAGCCGGGAGAGCCGUUCCUGCACCAUCCCUGUGGAGAACCUCUUCGCCUCUUUCCAAGUGAGGCUAACGGCCGUGAAUCUGCUGGGCCGGGCCAGCGCCGCGGACAAGUGCGUGCAUGGAAUGAGCAUUGUGAAGCUGAGCCCACCCGAGGUCAGCGCCACGGCGGACAGGAGCGACUGCUUCCUCGUGGCGUGGCGGCAGCCCAACGAGGAGCUGCUGCGCGUGACGGAUGCGCGGUAUGAGAUCCGGUACCGCGACGUGGAUGAGGCAUCCUGGACGCAGGUGGAUGUCACAGCCGCGGAGGACGCGCCCGCGUCGAAGGACGUCUGUGGCGUCUCGCCGUUCACCAGCUACUCCAUCCAGGUGCGAGCGCUGUACCAGAGCGACGCCUUCCCCUGGAGCGACGGGGGCCCCUCCUGGAGCGCCUGGAGCCACGAGAGAUUUGUGAGGACUCUGCCCGCGGUCCCGUCCAGAGGGCCGGCUCUUUGGAGGAGAAUAGCCACGCCCGACUCUGACGGGAGGAGUGAGAUCAUUCUGAUGUGGAAGCCCUUGCAGCCAAAGGAAGCCAACGGCAGGAUCCUGACCUACAGUCUCCGCUGGCAGCCAAGGGGGCAGCCGGCUGUCCUGGCAUGCCUCACCCGCUCCCUGCAGUGCGCUCUGGAGCUGCCGGCCUCCGAGGAACACACCUUCUUCCUCACCGCCAGCAAUUCCGUGGGCGAGUCCCCUGCUAGCAAGCUGUCGAUCCCGGCGGUGCAGGCCCAAGCAGUGCCGCCGCCGCUGCCAGUCCUGGUCUCUCCGGCGAGCGACCGCAGCCUCCUCCUGCAGUGGGAUCCCCCCGGCUUCGCUGCAGCAGCCUAUAUCUUCGAGUGGGGCCGGGCGUCUGAGAACCGGAGGCAGAACAGCAGCUGGCGCUAUGAGCUGGGGAACAUCAGCAGGGUGAUCCUGGCAGAGGCAAUUGAGCCGGGGUAUCUCUACAGCCUGACAAUCUUUGCCCUGAGCGAUGGAGCCGUCCGGGCUGCAGGAUCUACAAGCGCUUACUCCAAGCAGAUCGCUCCAUUCCGUGCCCCAGCUCUGCAUCCCACCCGUGUCUGGCCAUCCCAGGUGGAGGUGCAGUGGGAGGAGGUCCCAUUGGAGGAGCAAGGUGGCUUCAUCCGGAACUACACCAUCUCCUACGAGGAGCAGGGAAAAGACACCCAGGCCGUGGUGGUGAACGGCUCCGUCCGUCGCUAUCUCAUCGCGGGUCUGGCUCCUGACUCCGUGGUGAGGGUGGGCAUCUCCGUCAGCAACGACGGGGGAAGCACCCAGGGCUCUGUCCUCUCCAUCAGAACCAGAAGCCUUGACGAUGGGAAGGUCGAACUGUUGCUGUCCUCCCUGUGCGUGGGGCUAGUCGUCCUGCUCAUCACGGCCGCUCUGGCCUGCGUCCUCAAGCACCCCCUAAUACAGGGCUGCCUGUGGCCGCAAGUCCCUGACCCUGCGAAAAGCCACCUGGCCAGCUGGCUGCCACAGAAAAUGUGGCUGGACUUGGGGAACUUCCCAGCGGAGCAGAGCAGGAAGCAGAGAGCGGGGUAUCCCGACUUCCCGUUCUGGGGGGUCUCGGGAAUCAUCUGUGGCCAGCAGGAGGAGGAGAUGAUGUGCAAGUUCUUCCUGGAAAGCACCUGGGCAGCAGAGGCCUCUAGCGCCGGAGAUAAAUACAGGCAGCCUCUCCAGACCAUCCUCCUCCGGGGAGACGUGACCACCCCAGACCAUUCCCAGGCAAGACGCCAAAGCACGGUGGAAUAUUCCACAGUGAUCAUCUGGGCAUAUCCCGGUGAUGCCCCUCCAAGUUCUACUGCUCCCUGGCCCCAACCUACCCCGCAGAGCCCAGAGAGCUCUGGUCCCAGCUGUGAGCCUGGCUGGAGGAUCUGCUUCCAAAACCCAACCUGGGAGCCCCUGGAUGGGUCAUGCUGGCGAUGCGGCCAACAGCCGGAUGGAGGGCCUGCUUCCCUGGGGGCAUUUCCGCUCCUGAGGACCCUGGUGGUGGAGGGAUCUGGAGACCUCCAGCCUAAUGGAGAUCACCCUGCGGGCGCGCUCAGCCCAAUGACGCCCUAUCGGCCUCUGGAGAGAGACCUCCGCCUGGGGCACGCGUCCGAAUGAGGGAGGGCAAUAAGGCCGUCUCGGUGGAGUCUCACCCCACCAGGCAGAGGGGCGGGACGUCAAGCAGAGCCCAGCUCCCCGGGGGGUGGGAGUGAGAGCCCUGCUGGUAAAAACAUGGCCUUGAUACCGGGGCGGGCUGAAAACAGGGCCGGAGGGAGCCAUGUUGGCCUGGAUCUCCAUCCCCUGCCUCUGCCACCUUUUCCUCAUGCUUAGCCAGCCUGGGCCAAUCUUGUCCCGCUAGUGCAGCCUGCUGAUCCGUGUGUGUCGUCUCGCUCUCUGUGCCUGAGCUUUGGACGAGCUGAGCGUCUCCCAGGGCCUGGCUCCGGGGCCUGGCUCCUGCUCCGGAGGUUCACGCUCAGUGACGUCAAGCGAGACAGCGACCGUCCAGCUAGC
This is a messenger RNA of Mauremys mutica (yellowpond turtle), 3349 nucleotides long. RefSeq names its product granulocyte colony-stimulating factor receptor-like. Gene Ontology annotation, biological process: cytokine-mediated signaling pathway. The record is from RefSeq and is a predicted model, not a curated record. Gene Ontology annotation, cellular component: signaling receptor complex; external side of plasma membrane. Bases 248 to 2956 code for a protein of 902 amino acids. Gene Ontology annotation, molecular function: cytokine receptor activity; granulocyte colony-stimulating factor binding. The transcript is spliced from 17 exons. Lineage: Eukaryota; Metazoa; Chordata; Testudines; Geoemydidae.